This is a messenger RNA of Mandrillus leucophaeus (drill), 2304 nucleotides long. RefSeq names its product SH3 domain containing 21 (gene MNMIP1). The transcript is spliced from 15 exons. Gene Ontology annotation, molecular function: protein binding. Bases 325 to 2202 code for a protein of 625 amino acids. The record is from RefSeq and is a predicted model, not a curated record. NCBI's taxonomy places the organism in Eukaryota, Metazoa, Chordata, Mammalia, Primates, Cercopithecidae.
CUCGUCCUGGCCGGAUACCGCGCGCAGAAGGAGGACGAGCUGAGUCUGGCGCCCGGGGACGUGGUCCGGCAGGUGCGCUGGGUGCCCGCGCGGGGCUGGCUUCGCGGAGAGCUGGGGGGCCGCUAUGGCCUCUUCCCCGAGCGCCUGGUGCAGGAGAUCCCAGAGAACCUGCGGGGUUCCAGACAGGCGCGGAGACCGCGCUGUGCGCGCCGCCGAGGUCAUCCUGCCAAAUACCCGGGGCCCCAAAGAUGGUGCAAAGUGAACUUCAACUACAGCCCAGAGCAGGCGGACGAGCUGAAGCUGCAAGCUGGGGAGAUCGUGGAAAUGAUAAAGGAGAUUGAGGACGGCUGGUGGCUGGGGAAGAAGAACGGGCAGCUGGGAGCCUUCCCAUCCAACUUUGUGGAAUUGCUGGACAGUGGGCCCCCAAGCUUUGGUAACCCAGACAUGCCUUCAGUCAGCCCUGGUCCCCAGCGGCCUCCCAAGCUGAGCAGCCUGGCCUAUGACAGCCCUCCAGACUACCUGCAGACAGUCUCCCACCCUGAGGCCUACAGGGUCCUGUUUGACUACCAGCCUGAGGCCCCAGACGAGUUGACGCUGCGGAGGGGGGACGUGGUGAAAGUACUCAGCAAGACCACAGAGGAUAAGGGCUGGUGGGAAGGAGAAUGUCAAGGACGAAGAGGAGUUUUUCCAGACAACUUCGUAGCUCCUAUUAAGGAACCAAAAAAGUUGAUGCCCAAAACAUCCCUCCCCACAGUCAAGAAACUAGCGACAGCCGCCACUGGGCCCAGCAAAGCCAAGACAUCUCGGACACCCAGCAGGGACAGUCAGAAGCUCACGUCCCGAGACUCAGGCCCCAAUGGUGGCUUCCAAAGCGGGGGUUCGUGUCACCCUGGCCGAAAGCGAUCCAAAACCCAGACUCCCCAGCAACGCUCUGUGUCCAGUCAGGAGGAAGAGCACAGCAGCCCAGCAAAGGCCCCCUCUGUGAAGAGAACCCCCAUGCUGGACAAGACCACAACUCCAGAGAGGCCCCCAGCUCCAGAGAAUGCCCCCGGCUCCAAGAAGAUCCUGGUUCCUGACAAGGUCCCCUCCCCAGAGAAGACCCUCACUCUAGACGACAAGGCCUCUAUCCCAGGGAACUCCACCUCGGGGAAGAUCCCAGCUCCUGACAUAGUCCCCACCCCAGAGAGGAUGGAGACUCCAGAGGACAAGGCCUCUAUCCCAGAGAACUCCAUCCCAGAGGAGGCCCUGACUGUGGACAAACCCUCCACUCCAGAAAGGGUCUUUUCAAUGGAAGAGGCCAAUGGCCCAGAAGUCCCACCAAUGGAUAAUGUCCCUGAUCCAAAGAUGGCCCCUCUGGGGGAUAAGGCCCCCACUCGAGAAAAGGUCUUGACCCCAGAGCUUUCUGAAGAAGAGGUGUCCACCAGAGAUGACACUCAAUUCCAUCACUUCUCUUCGGAGGAAGCCCUGCAGAAGGUCAAGUCCUUUGUAGCCAAAGAGGCUCCAUCAUCCCAGGAGAAGGCCCACACACCAGAGGCACCCCCACUCCAGCCUCCUUCCUCAGAGAGGUGCCUGGGAGAGAUGAAAUGCCCCCUAGUUAGAGGGGACAGCUCCCCACACCAGGCUGAGUUGAAGUCUGGGCCAGGGUCCAGGCCUGCUCUUGAGAAGCCCCACCCCCAGGCAGAGGCUACAAUGCUUCUAGAGGAGGCACCUUCCAAAGAGGAGAGGACCCCUGAAGAGGAGGCAUCCCCCAACGAGGAAAGGCCUCUGAGAGAGGAGGUGCUCCCGAAAGAGGGAGUGCUCCCCAAAGAGGGAGUGGCUUCCAAAGAGGAGGUGACCCCGAAAGAGGAAGUGGCUCCAAAAGAGGAGGUGCCCCCUAUAGAAACAGCCUUUGCCCAAAAAACACAUCCUAUCAAGCCGUCUCCAGACUCCCAAGAGACACUCACGCUCCCCUCCUUGCUUCCGCAAAACUACACGGAAAACAAGAAUGAGGGAGUCAAUGUAACGUCGCUGAGGGGCGAGGUGGAGUCUCUAAGGAGGGCGCUGGAGCUGAUGGGGGUGCAGCUGGAGAGGAAGCUGACCGACAUCUGGGAGGAGCUGAAGAGCGAGAAGGAGCAGCGCCAGCGGCUGGAGGUCCAGGUGAUGCAGGGGACCCAGAAGUCCCAGACCCCGCGCAUCAUCCACGCGCAGACGCAGACCUACUGAGGGCGGGCCUGGGAAGGGACCGCGGCCCGUCCUGGCUGGGGCCACCCACGUCCUUGCACACGACUUUGGGAAACGCGAGAAAGUAAACUCUGCCUCGCAAGG